Diaporthe citri is the source of this 2346-nucleotide messenger RNA. RefSeq lists its product as uncharacterized. Lineage: Eukaryota; Fungi; Ascomycota; Sordariomycetes; Diaporthales; Diaporthaceae. Gene Ontology annotation, biological process: cytoplasmic microtubule organization; mitotic cell cycle; meiotic cell cycle. The transcript has a single exon. Gene Ontology annotation, molecular function: microtubule minus-end binding; gamma-tubulin binding. The coding region runs from base 1 to 2346 and encodes 781 amino acids. The record is from RefSeq and is a predicted model, not a curated record. Gene Ontology annotation, cellular component: centrosome; equatorial microtubule organizing center; gamma-tubulin complex.
AUGCUCCACGAAAUCCUCCUCUCCCUCUCAGGCCACCCUUCCCCCCUGCUCCGAACCGCCCAAGCCUCAGACCCCGAUGCGCCCGCUAGCACCCUGAUCUCGCCGCCCGAGCGCGAGCUCCUGCGCUCCGUCGCGCACCUGAGCGAGCUGCACGUCAAGCUGCUCAGCUUCGGCGCCCAGAUAGCCGCCUCGCACCGCUCCAUGAUAUGCCGCGCCGUGGCCACCGCGGUCAGCAGCCUGCACCUGGCCGCGUUCCAGCGCAAGGUGCUCGAGGUCGAGGAGACCAUCCUGCGCAAGGACGCCGGCCUGGUCGGCGCCUACAAUAUCGUGCCGCUGACGGCGGUGGUCGGCGAGUUCAGCGGCUGGACGAGGAGGUUGGAGUGGCUGUGGGAGACGGUGCAGUUCAUGCUUGUGAAGGAGAAGCGCGCAGAUGGCACCGAGACUUUCUGCACCGGGGCGGCUGUCAUCAACCGACUGCGUGGUGAGCUGCAGACGGGGUAUGCGGAUGUCGAGGAGACGGCCCGGAGCUUGGCCCAGGUCGCGGAGACCGCCUGGGUGAAGCAGGUGUCGGCUUGGAUCUUGUACGGCCGUCUACCCGGGUUUGGUGCCGAGGAUUUCUUCAUCCAGCAGCCAGCGGACGGAGAGGAUGACUUCAUCUCUGUCCCAGAGCUUCUUCCAUCAUUCGUCACCUCCCCGACAGCUGCGUCGAUGCUCUUCAUCGGGCGUUCUCUUAAUCAUAUCAGGUCCAAGAGCAGCGUGGAGGGCGGCAUGCAGGGGAUGGAUCACCUGUCAUCUCAGCUGCGCGAGCUCUCCCAGUUGACAUACCCCUUGGACAGUGCGACCUUCUCACGGACAGUCACAAGUAUCAGGCUCUUUCUUUCUCGGAAUACUCUGCAGAAACUCCUACCUCUAUCAAGGGUCCUGGAGAUGCUCCACCUCCUCCGAGAUUUCUUCCUGCUCGGUCGUGGCGAGUUCGCCAUGGCCCUCACACAACAAGCGGACGAGAAGAUUCGUAGCAGGUGGCGAAGGGCCGAUAACCUGGCCCACGAGAAGCGCGACGGCCUGAGCGGCGUCGUUGUGAAAGAAGGUGAAGUCAUCGCUGUCCUGACCAGGACGUGGGCUUCGAUGAGCUCCAUGCAAGGGCACCGGGUGGAAGAGGACGAGGGGCUUGAAAUGGCCAGAGAUCUUCUCAAGCUGACUCUGGCAAAGUCAAAAUCGACCACCCCUGCGAGACUGGGACCAGCGAGCCAGAUUUCGACGACUCCAUUUCGCAACCUCAUGUUCUCUGUUCCCGUCACUCUCACCGUCCGGGUCCCCUCGCCCCUGGACCUGUUCCUGAGCCAGUCGGAUGUGCAGGCUUACACAGCCAUCAACUCCUACCUCCACUCGAUCCGCCGCGCGCACCUGCGCCUCACAGACCUCUGGAAGAUCACGCCGCUCAGGAGGCACCACCCGCCACCGCCUAAACCGGCACAAGGGAGCACCAAGUUCGGCCGGGCCCGGGUGGUCCUGCUGCGGGAGCGACAGGCCCGUCGGAUGCUCGCCAUGCGCAGCGCGUGGACCACGUGCAGCGCGGCGAUCUUCUUCCUCGCCGAGGUCGAGGGGUACCUGCAGGUCGAGGUCGUGGCAGAGCUGUGGGAGGGCCUGCAGCGGUGGCUCACGACGGGCAGCGACGAGCACCGGCCGCCCGAGUCCACGAGGCCGUCGCGCGUGCCGACGCCAGCCCCUGUACAGGACCCGGACGCGAUGGACGAGGAUGACGACGACGAGGACCUGUGGCUUGCCGAAGGCGUCAAGACGCCGCGGGCGCGGGAAAACGCCGGCGUGGAGGACAAGCACCCCCACGACCCCCAGACCCUGGCUGCUGCGCACCGGCUGUACCUGGCCACGCUCGUCCGCAGGCUGCUCCUGUCGCACCAGGACUUCACGGACCCGCUGUACCACCUCCUCGUGGAGGUGGACCAGCUCGUGGCCAUCAUCCACCGGCUGCAGGAGAUAUGGAACGCGAUAGACCUCGAGGAAGACAUGGGCGUCGUGGACGCCUUUGUCGACCUGGAGCGCGAGGAGCAUGACAUAAAGGGGCGGAUCAAUUCCGUAGAGGACAAGAUCAAGGCCGGCAUCGAAGGUGUCAUCACGGUGUUGCGGAACAUUGAGGCGGAUCACGAGGGCCUGGCUUGGGGGGGCGAGGAUGCUGGCGAGGACGGCGAGGGAGGUGCCGGGCUCAGAGAGGAGGGGCAGUAUGUGCCGCGCCGCGUGGGCGGACUAGAUCGGCUGUUGAUGAAGCUGGACUUUGGGAGCUGGUUCAACCGUGGAGAUGGGGCGGCAGCGGCAGGCGAGGAGACGUGA